AUGCUGAGCUUGACUGCAUCCAAGACACCAGAUCUCGUCGGGCCAGGGCGUGGAUGCAAAGGCGGAGGCGGGCCGAAGAGAAAGACCGUGCAAAGCAGAGGCGGGCCAGGGCAGGCGCAGCGCAGCGCAGCGCAGCGCAGCGAGUCGCUCGGUUGGUCGGGGCUUGGAUGGGAACAGAGGCGGUUUCAGGGUUCAGCACCAGCCCAUGCUGCACUGCCAAGAGGCGCAGCGUGGAUUCCUCGCCGCCUCUCCUCGCUCCUCGCGCUUGGCCAUGCAGAGAGCUUGAUCCUAUUCCAUCCUCGCCCUCGUCCGGUCGCCCUCUUCCUUCCCUUCCUCUUCCAUCCUCAUCCCCCUUUCCCCAUUUCCCAUAACCCUAUCCUCCAUUCUACCACCUACCCCCUCGCAUCCUUCCUCGUGCUUUUGCGCUUUCCGUUGAUCCGUAGCUCUCUCCUCUCGACAACAAACACCCUCGUCACCUUCGAUUCGAUCCAAGCCGGUCUUGUUCGUAUCUCCACUGCCAUCCUUUGCAUCACCAUCCUGUCUCGCUCCAUCAGCAUUAUCAACAUCACAAUCAUCACCAUGAAGUACCUCGCUGCUCUCGCUCUGGCUUUCGCCGCCUCCAUCUCGGUCGCAUCGGCUGGCCCCGAAGGCCCCGUCGCCGUCCCUCCCGGUCAGGGCCGCUCCAGCCGUGGUGUUCGCUCCGUCAUCACCGGCCACAAGAUCCGCUCCCACGUCCACCACUCGCGCAGGCAGCACCACAACGACGACCUCGUCCUCCUCGACCGCAGGAUCAACAACGCAACCAUCAACGCAGACGACGAGGAGGUCGCCGCCAUCGCUGCCGCACACAACAAGCGCAACACCUGCACUCCCAAGAAGAGCGCCGCCAAGACCUCCAACGCCUACCGCGUCAAGGGCGGCAACGGUUCCAGCUCCAGCUCCUCUUCCGGUUCCAGCUCCAGCUCCAGCUCGGGCAGCGGCAGCGGCAACGGUAACUCCGGUUCCAGCUCCAGCUCCAACUCGGGCUCGUCCAGCUCCAGCUCCGGCAACGGCGACGGCUCUUCCUCGUCAUCGUCUUCGUCGUCCAGCUCGAGCUCGAGCUCCAACUCGAACGGUUCCGGCUCGUCGAGCAGCUCCUCGUCGUCCUCGUCCUCGUCGUCCGCCUCCACCUCGCAGUGGAAGCUGGUCAAGUCGUACUCGGGCUCGAACUUCUUCGACGACAUGGACUUCUUCACCAACGCCGACCCCACCCACGGCUCCAUCACCUACGUCGGCCAGGACCAGGCAAGGAACCAGGGCCUGAUCGGCACCAACAACGGCAAGGCCACCAUGAAGAUCACCGCCGGCAACGGCUGGGCGCAGUCGGUGCGCAUCAACACCAAGGACUCCUUCACCACGGGCAUCUUUGUGCUCGACGCCGAGCACAUGCCCGUCGGCUGCGGCGUGUGGCCCGCCUGGUGGUCCACCCCGACCAACCCCAACGGCGGCUGGCCCAACGGCGGCGAGAUCGACAUUAUCGAGGGCGUCAACGACUACUCGUACAACACCUACUCGAUCCACACCACCGGCGGCUGCACCGUGCCCGCCAAGCCCAACAUGUCGGGCAAGUUUACGCUCCAGGACAGCCGCGCCACCAACUGCGCCUCGGACGCCACGGGCAACCAGGGCUGCGGCGUCACCUCCACCAAGGGCGGCGACUUUGGCGUGCAGUACAACAAGAACGGCGGCGGCGUCCACGUCAUGUACUGGUCCGAGUCCGACGGCAUCUCGACCUACUUCUUCCCCAAGGGUCAGGUGCCUAGCGACAUCAGCUCCGGCUCGCCCGACCCGUCCAACGGCGGCUGGGGCACGCCCAUGGCGCACUGGCCCGCCUCGCAGUGCAACAUUGGCAACUACUUCUACAACCACGUCGUCGUCUUCACCAACACCGUCUGCGGCGACUGGGCCGGCUCGGGCGCCGUGUGGAACAACGCCAUGAACGGACAGUCGCAGUCGUGCCAGGCCAUGACCGGCCAGGGCUCGUGCCAGGCCUACCUCGGCAACAACCCGGACUUCAGCGAGGCCUACUGGUCCAUCAACUCGCUCAAGAUCUACCAGACUUCGCGCCGUUCCUAG
Messenger RNA from Moesziomyces antarcticus, 2115 nucleotides. RefSeq names its product glycoside hydrolase family 16 protein. The transcript has 2 exons. Gene Ontology annotation, biological process: glucan catabolic process. Gene Ontology annotation, molecular function: hydrolase activity, hydrolyzing O-glycosyl compounds. The coding region runs from base 1 to 2115 and encodes 704 amino acids. The record is from RefSeq and is a predicted model, not a curated record. NCBI's taxonomy places the organism in Eukaryota, Fungi, Basidiomycota, Ustilaginomycetes, Ustilaginales, Ustilaginaceae.